UAUGUGGGCACUGUGAACCCCAAUAUAGGUAUGGCUGAGGUAUUGCGAGACACCGGUCGAUACCACUGUGUGUUUGCGGUGACCAACGAUUGGAAGUCACGGCUCGAGUCCAUUGGGUUUGAGGUGAGACUUAUUGGACAACCGGUGGCCAGGGAUGCGACAACUAAUCGGAUGGGAUCGGCUGAAAGUAAUUAUAAAGAGAUUGAGGUGUCGGGAGUGUUAGAAAACACCACUCAAUUGGAAAAUGCCAUUCGUGCCAAUGAGUGGGCCGUAAACUUGGGUCUCAAAGAGAUUACAGAAACGGAUCCAUUGGUUAAGGCUAUUAUAGAGGACCUGAAACCUGAUGUCAUAAUAAGUGACCUGCUCAUUCAAUUACCAUCUAUAUACACAUCUGGGAUACCCUGGAUAUUCAGUUGGAGUGCUAAUCCAUUGUCAUUAAACUACGGUUACCCGGAUGACAUACUUCCACCAGCAUUCUUAGGAUUGCCGACAAAUAGUGGGACAGAAGUGAAGGAGAAAUACAGACAACAAGUGUGGGAAAGAAGAUUGCCGACAAAUAGUGGGACAGAAGUGAAGGAGAAAUACAGACAACAAGUGUGGGAAAGAAGUCGUGAAAAGUGGUAUAAAUAUAGGGAUCAAUUGGUUUCUAUGGGAUGUCCCAAACUUCAGGAAUUCCUAAUCUGGACCCCUUCCCCAUACGCUAACAUUUAUAUGACACCUAAAGAACUGGAUUAUACGGACAUCAGACCACUUCCCGACAAUUUCCAUGGAUUUGAUAAUUUUAAACGAACCGAAAAUGAAGACACGUUUGAAAUCCCCGAAUGUCUUAAGAAUAGAUCCGGAAAACUGAUUUAUCUAUCGUUGGGAUCCAUUGGAUCCGGAAAUGCAGAGCUUAUGAAGAGAUUGGUUGCGAUUUUGUCCAAAUCUAAGCACCGGUUCAUUGUCUCCAAAGGUGUCAAUCACGAGAAGUACUCGUUGGCGGACAAUAUGUGGGGCGAGAGGUCUGUCCCUCAGGUGAAAGUGUUGUCAGUCGUAGACCUAAUGAUAACACACGGCGGCAACAAUUCUGUGACGGAAACCAUGUAUUUCGGGAAACCUAUGGUUGUCUUACCACUGUUUGGGGAUCAAUACGAUAACGCACAGAGAGUUCAAGAAAAGGGGUUUGGGAUUAGACUCAAUCCCUACGAGUGCUCUGAAAAUGAAUUAUUGGAUUCAAUCGACAGACUAUUAAACGACGAAAUAUUGGCCCAAAAGUUGGCAAAAGUCGUGUCAAAUGUCCCGCGGGAUAGGGGAGUGCCUCACGAACCCUAUUUCUUUAGCUGUAUCCGUGACGGCGGAGUACUGGCGCCCGACUAUCACGACUGCGCCCCCACUCAGGCCUGUUGUAUACGACACUUCUUCACCCAAUUCACCACUAAAUAG
Molecule: messenger RNA, 1422 nt
Organism: Oppiella nova
Lineage: Eukaryota; Metazoa; Arthropoda; Arachnida; Sarcoptiformes; Oppiidae
Source: the annotation of a GenBank genome assembly